Strigops habroptila (Kakapo) is the source of this 815-nucleotide messenger RNA. It is a transcript of the gene MYL6, whose product is annotated as myosin light chain 6. Bases 137 to 592 code for a protein of 151 amino acids. NCBI's taxonomy places the organism in Eukaryota, Metazoa, Chordata, Aves, Psittaciformes, Psittacidae. The record is from RefSeq and is a predicted model, not a curated record. Gene Ontology annotation, molecular function: calcium ion binding; structural constituent of muscle. The transcript is spliced from 6 exons. Gene Ontology annotation, cellular component: myosin II complex.
CUGGUCCCGCCCCCCUCAUGAAUAAUGCAUCAGCUCAUUAAUUAGCGCGGGCCAAUGGGCGGCCGCUGACGCCGCCCGGUAGAAACCUCCCGCCCGCAGCGCGCAGCCCAGAGCCCGGACGGGAGCGGCCGCCGCCAUGUGCGACUUCUCGGAGGAGCAAACCGCGGAGUUCAAGGAAGCGUUCCAGCUCUUCGACCGCACCGGCGACGGGAAGAUCCUGUACAGCCAAUGCGGGGAUGUGAUGCGGGCGCUGGGGCAGAACCCCACCAACGCCGAGGUCAUGAAGGUGUUGGGGAACCCCAAGAGCGAUGAGAUGAACCUGAAGACGCUGAACUUCGAGCAGUUCCUGCCCAUGAUGCAAACCAUCGCCAAGAACAAGGACCAGGGCUGCUUCGAGGACUAUGUGGAGGGGCUGCGGGUCUUCGACAAGGAGGGCAACGGCACCGUUAUGGGUGCUGAGAUCCGCCAUGUCCUCGUCACCCUGGGCGAGAAGAUGACGGAGGAGGAGGUGGAGCAGCUCGUGGCCGGGCAUGAGGACAGCAACGGCUGCAUCAACUAUGAAGAGCUCGUCCGGAUGGUGCUGAGCGGUUGAAGCCCCUUCGUUUCAUCGCAUCCCCCCCCAUAUCCCUGAGUUUGUGCCUUGUCCCUUAUUACCCACCCACUGUGUGUGUCCCCCCCCAUAUCCACCCCCCCAUAUCCCCACAUGUGCCCCCCCAUAUCCCCACGUGUCCCCCCCCCCAUAUUCCCACUCUCAGCCCCACCGGCUAAGUUAUUGCUCCCCAGCACCCAAUAAAGCACAGGAUGGUGGCUCCGGA